Messenger RNA from Athalia rosae (coleseed sawfly), 977 nucleotides. RefSeq lists its product as uncharacterized. The record is from RefSeq and is a predicted model, not a curated record. Gene Ontology annotation, cellular component: axon; dendrite; neuronal cell body. Gene Ontology annotation, biological process: sensory perception of taste. Bases 45 to 923 code for a protein of 292 amino acids. The transcript has 6 exons. Lineage: Eukaryota; Metazoa; Arthropoda; Insecta; Hymenoptera; Athaliidae.
AUAAUAAUUGAAGAUUCAUUCCAACAUAAUGAUUUUCUAGGUACAUGAUUCCGUUAAAGGACUUUGAAAUUUUCGACGGAACCUUGAAAAAUCUUGGCCUACGUGUAGAUGAUACAGGCCCCUAUAGGCUGCAACUUUUACAUCUGGUCUUCUUUGGCGUGGUAUCAUUUCUAAUGAGUUUGUGGCACGUUUACUCAAUCGUACUAAUAAAGAACAGCAACGAUUAUAUUGGGAUCGCGGCGAUGGCCGGCGCUUCUGCUUUAAUGAUAAUCUACAGCUUUGUGGUAGUAGACUGCUCUUUCUGCACUGUUUUAUCAAUCGUCAGAGAGCGGUUCAAAUUAAUUAAUAUGACUAUUCGUCGGGCCAAAAAUAGGCCGAUGACUAACGCCGAGGUCACAGAAAUUUCCAGCGAAGUCACAGAAGAUAUCGUUUUACGAGAACUGAAAAUUUCGAGAGAACAGUACCACGAGUUGUGGGACAUUUCAAACCGGGUGAAUCAAGCCUACGGUCUCCAUCUCCUUGUGGCAGCGGCUGCUUCGUUGACUAUAGUGACUGUUAGCCUUUGGCAAGCCUAUCUACGAGUAAAGCCCGGCAUCUAUAACAUCGCGGCUGUUAGUUCGGAAAUAGCCUGGGCCCUACUUUAUAUAAUAAGGUUAUUAUUUCUGGCCCAAGCUUGCGAGUUCACAUUAGCCGAAGCACAGGUUACUGGUAUUGUUCUCCAGGAGUUACUCAUGAAAGAUAAAUGGCGUAGCGCGACGAAAAAUGAGAUCAGAGAUUUCUUGAUGCAGCAUCAACUGGAAGUGCAAGAAUUUACUGCGUGCAAGUUUUUCGAAGUCAACAGUACAAUGGUUCAUGGUAUUCUGGGCACAGCUACCAUCUACCUUGUUAUCCUGAUACAAAUAGGGGAAGACGAUAGUUUCUGAAAAACGAAUAUCGACCUGUGGAUCAAUCGUUAGAAUUUCCGAGAUCGAAACUGU